AGAAAGGCGCCCUUCGCUCUCUCUCCGUCACUCGAUUUUCUUCUCCUUCCGCGGAGAGAGCUCGGAGGAAAGAAGAAGAGGAGGGAGGGGGGAGGAAGAGGAAGGAGGCAUCCCUCGGAUUCUCUCUCUCUCGAGUUUCCUUGCUCAGAUCUGCGGGACACCCAGCGGGUUUGCGUGAGGAAACUCGUCGCUCUAGAAACAUAAUAAGGUGCAAAGCAUGGUUGUACAGGGUUUUACAGUGGAUCUUAAUAAGGCUCUGGUAUUUCAGGUUGGCCAUCUUGGAGAUGCUUACCAGGAAUGGGUACACCAGCCAAUUGUAUGCACAGAAGGGCCUCGCUUUUUUGACAAUGAGAUAUUGGAGUUCUUGACAAAGACAGCAUGGUGGGUGAUUCCAGUUACUUGGCUUCCUUUUGUCUGUUACUUCAUAACGAAAUCCAUUUCACUGGGGCAUACACCAUUACAAGUAGCCUCCAUGGUUGUUGCUGGAAUCUUUGUGUGGACUUUGAUAGAGUAUACACUGCACCGCUUCCUUUUCCACAUAAAGACAAGAAGUUAUUGGGGAAAUACCAUGCAUUAUCUUCUGCAUGGUUGCCAUCAUAAGCACCCGAUGGAUGGUCUUCGCCUUGUCUUCCCGCCUGCAGCAACAGCUAUUCUACUUUUUCCAUUCUGGAAUCUAGUGAAGCUUAUAUCCACUCCUACCACUCAACCUGGCUUAUUUGGAGGCGGCCUUUUGGGCUAUGUCUUGUAUGACAUCACACACUACUACCUGCAUCAUGCUCAGCCUUCACAAGAGGUGCUGAAAAAUCUCAAGAAAUAUCAUCUGAAUCAUCAUUUCAGAAUCCAGAACCGGGGGUUCGGGAUAACUUCUUCAUUCUGGGACAAGGUUUUUGGAACUCUGCCCACAACAAAAUCAGCGGACAAGCAAAGGUGAUCAGUUAUGAGCUGUCAAAUUGGCAAAUGAGCUUGCAUGACAAUCCAAGGUCUCCCUUCUCCAGAUUUUUCCCUCUUUCUCAGUUUGUGUCCAUUCCUUCUCUUGUAUAACCUCCGGUGAGAUAGAUUUUUCGUUGUGCAGUGAGUUUAAUGGGUUAUGUUGUAUAAGACUUUCCAAUAGUGAAUUUAUUUGUUGGUUCAA
Messenger RNA from Nymphaea colorata (pocket water lily), 1132 nucleotides. Its product is annotated as dihydroceramide fatty acyl 2-hydroxylase FAH1-like. Lineage: Eukaryota; Viridiplantae; Streptophyta; Magnoliopsida; Nymphaeales; Nymphaeaceae. Gene Ontology annotation, cellular component: membrane; endoplasmic reticulum. The transcript has 7 exons. Gene Ontology annotation, biological process: lipid biosynthetic process; fatty acid metabolic process. The coding region runs from base 218 to 931 and encodes 237 amino acids. The record is from RefSeq and is a predicted model, not a curated record. Gene Ontology annotation, molecular function: iron ion binding; fatty acid 2-hydroxylase activity.